AUGAUGUCGUUCAUAAAGCAGCAGCCCCACUACGCGAUGAACGGGCUCCCGCUGCCCGGGGCUGCGGGGAUGGAGCUGGUGCACACGGCCGUGGCCUACCCGGCCACUCCGAGAAAGCAGCGUAGAGAGCGGACCACCUUCACCCGCACCCAGCUGGACAUUCUGGAGGCUCUGUUCACGAAGACGCGCUACCCAGACAUCUUCAUGAGGGAGGAGGUGGCGCUCAAAAUCAACCUGCCUGAGUCCAGAGUACAGGUGUGGUUCAAGAACCGCCGUGCCAAAUGCCGCCAACAGCAGCAGCAGACCAGUGGCCAGCCCAAGCCCCGCCCCCCCAAGAAGAAGUCUUCUCCGCCACCGGAGCUGCCCUCUGAUCCUGGCUCAGGUUCGUCCGUGGCCCCGCCCCCAGCCCCACCUGUGGUGGCCCCCAGCUCUAGUGCCGCCGUUGCCACGGCACCUGUGUCUGUUUGGAGCCCCACCUCCUUGUCACCGCUCCCAGACCCCCUGUGUGGCACAGGAACCCCCUGCAUGCAGCGUCCUGCACCCUACCCAAUGAGCUACGGCCAGCCAUCAUCCUCCUAUGGCCAGGGCUAUGGCUCGUCACCGUAUUUCGGCGGCCUCGACUGCAGCCCCUACCUGUCCCCCAUGACCUCGCAGUUGUCUGCCAGCGGGGGUGCCCUGUCGCCCCUGGCUGUGCCCUCCAUGGGAGGCUCCCUGAGCCAGUCGCCCUCGCUCUCCUCACAGGGCUAUGGUGCUUCCUCGCUGGGCUUCAGCUCCGUCGACUGCCUGGACUACAAGGACCAGCAGGCUUGGAAGCUCAACUUCAGCACCGUGGACUGCCUCGACCACAAGUUCCAGGUGCUGUAG
Molecule: messenger RNA, 864 nt
Organism: Colossoma macropomum (tambaqui)
Lineage: Eukaryota; Metazoa; Chordata; Actinopteri; Characiformes; Serrasalmidae
Gene: crx
Product: cone-rod homeobox
Exons: 3
Coding region: 1-864 (287 amino acids)
Biological process (GO): multicellular organism development; regulation of transcription by RNA polymerase II
Cellular component (GO): nucleus
Molecular function (GO): RNA polymerase II cis-regulatory region sequence-specific DNA binding; DNA-binding transcription factor activity, RNA polymerase II-specific
Source: RefSeq, a predicted model, not a curated record